AUGAGCGAAAUCAAAUCAUACACAAACGAAGAAUUGGGCCCAUUGCCUACCAAAGCUCCACAACUCCCCAAGAAUGUCUUGGACAUGUUCUCCCUUAAGGGUAAGGUUGCCUCUGUGACAGGUUCCUCCGGUGGUAUUGGUUGGGCAGUUGCCGAGGCAUUUGCCCAGGCUGGCGCUGAUGUUGCUAUCUGGUAUAACUCUCACCCAGCAGAUGAAAAGGCCAAAUACUUGUCUGAAACUUAUGGUGUCAAGUCCAAGGCUUACAAAUGUAACAUUAGCGACCCCGAAAGUGUUACUGAAGUGAUUAACCAACAAGAAAAAGAUUUUGGCACCAUCGAUGUCUUUGUCGCCAAUGCCGGUGUUGCAUGGACAGACGGACCAGAAAUCUACGUUGAUGGCUACGAUAAAUGGAACAGAAUUAUCCACACCGAUUUGAAUGGUGUUUACUACUGUGCACACACCGUGGGUAAGAUUUUCCAAAAGAAUGGUAAAGGUUCAUUGAUUAUUACUUCAUCCAUGUCUGGAUCGAUUGUUAAUGUGCCACAAUUGCAAGCUGCUUACAACACUGCAAAGGCAGGUUGUACCCACUUGACCAAGUCCUUGGCUGUAGAAUGGGCCCCAUUCGCAAGAGUCAACUCUGUGUCGCCAGGAUACAUUGCAACCGAUAUCUCUGAAUUUGUCGAAAAAGACAUGAAGGCUAAAUGGUGGCAAUUGACCCCAUUGGGUAGAGAAGGUUUGCCUGAGGAAUUGGUUGGUGCUUACUUGUACUUGGCUUCAAAUGCAAGUACAUACACCACAGGUGCCAACUUGGCUGUCGAUGGUGGUUACACAUGUCCAUAA
Messenger RNA from Lodderomyces elongisporus, 840 nucleotides. RefSeq names its product Sou1p (gene SOU1). Gene Ontology annotation, cellular component: intracellular anatomical structure. The coding region runs from base 1 to 840 and encodes 279 amino acids. Gene Ontology annotation, molecular function: oxidoreductase activity, acting on NAD(P)H, oxygen as acceptor. The transcript has a single exon. The record is from RefSeq and is a predicted model, not a curated record. NCBI's taxonomy places the organism in Eukaryota, Fungi, Ascomycota, Pichiomycetes, Serinales, Debaryomycetaceae.